AAAAGUUCGGGAAAUUUAUCUUACAACCUCCGAAAAAUAUAUGCGUUACUGGAAUUAACUGUAGUAUUGUCUGUAAAAAUGGCUCCUCUCUUCUCUGAGGUUCAUUGUUAACAGGCUUUACUUCUUUCUUGAUCAGAGCAAUUCGCAUUUCCUUCUACUUUCAAGGUUAUUCUGGGCUUGUAGAUCUCUCUAUCGAUGCCCUGGGGUUAUGCUACAAUUUCUGCUUGUUUUAUGCCAUGGAGUAUGCGAACCAUUAUGCCUUUGAUCUGUUGAGGGUUUUUACGGAAUAUUCUUACUUGAGGUUGAGAACAUGGAUAGUGGCUUGUGCUAAAGAAGACUGCUCGUAAAUCUCAUUGAAGGAAAGGAUCCAAGGAAGCAGCUUGCUAACAAACUCAGUGCUUUGUCCAGAGGUGAGAGGAAGCCCGCAUUAAUGGCUGGUCCGUAUGCACCUCUUAGGACUUAUCCAUCACAACAGGGAUUUGCAUCUAGGCUUCUCCUUCUUCUCACCCUCCUUCCCCUAACCCUUGCAACAUUUGCCUUUUUGCUUCAAUGGAGGGGUGGCCUCAAUGAUCCCACUUCUCGAUGGCCUGGAGAUAACCGCAAUUUUCCUGGAACCAGUCCUCUUAGCACUACUUCUCUUUCGUCCUCUUCUUCUUCAUCUUCUUCUUCAGGGGAUUGUCACAACAAAUUAGAUUUUCCAUAUUACCAUGAUUGGGGCUUCAAAUUUGCAUCAGAUGCUCACCCCAAGAUAUGUAUCACAACAAGCACUUCAGCGGGUUUAGAUCAGAUUCUUCCUUGGAUUUUUUACCACAAGGUCAUUGGUGUUACGAGCUUCUUCCUAUUUGUGGAGGGAAAAGCUGCAUCUUCCAACGUAUCUGCAGUUCUGGAAAGCUUACCUGGAGUGAAAGUGGUAUACCGAACUAAGGAGUUAGAGGAGAAACAGGCAAAAAGCCGAAUCUGGAAUGAAACUUGGCUAUCAAGUUUCUUCUACAAACCUUGCAACUACGAGCUUUUUGUCAAGCAAUCACUUAACAUGGAGAUGGCUGUUGUCAUGGCACGGGAUGCUGGAAUGGACUGGAUCAUUCAUCUUGAUACGGAUGAGCUUAUUCACCCAGCAGGUGCCAAGGAGUAUUCUUUGAGGCAAUUGCUAUUGGAUGUGCCUGACAAUGUCGACAUGGUCAUUUUUCCAAAUUAUGAGAGUGCUAUUGAGCGAGAAGAUAUAAAAGAGCCUUUUAGUGAGGUGUCUAUGUUCAAGAAGAACUAUGACCAUCUUACAAAGGAAACAUAUUUUGGAAUGUACAAGGAAGCUACGCGAGGGAAUCCAAAUUACUUUUUAACAUAUGGCAAUGGAAAGUCGGCAGCUAGAGUUCAAGAUCACCUCCGCCCAAAUGGUGCUCAUAGAUGGCACAAUUAUAUGAAAACACCUAAUGAGUUAAAACUGGAUGAAGCUGCAGUUUUACACUACACUUACACCAAAUUUUCGGAUCUGACUUCAAGACGGGAUCGAUGUGGCUGCAAGCCUACAAAGGAAGAUGUUAAGAGAUGCUUCAUGUUAGACUUUGAUCGAGCCGCUUUUAUAAUUGCUUCUACUGCAACUGAAGAGGAAAUGCUUCGCUGGUAUCGGGAACAUAUUGUAUGGACAGACAAAACAUUAAACAUGAAGCUCCUCAGGAAAGGCAUUUUGACACGUGUAUAUGCUCCAAUGGUUAUCGUCCAAGGCUUGGGGGACUCCGGUGUUUUCACCAAUGCCAUUGCAUCUUCUCAUUCAUAUUCCAAGGGACAGUUUCUAUCUUCAAUUGGGCACCCAAGGAGCAGUGGCUCUUCCGAGACUCCUAAAAGCACUGCAUCUGGAACCCUAAUUUCCGAACUUCACAACCAGGAAUCAAAGGCAGCAGCAUCACGAAAGCUUUUAUUCAAGCUCCCCAACGUUACUUCCAUUGCGGCAAUGCCACCCAUGUCUCCUCCAGCCCUGGAUGAUGAUGAUCAUCUACCCAUGAUAAUGUAGGAAAAGAAACCCCUCAACAAGAUUGCAUCUUCUGAUUUGAAUCAUCUGAAUGAAGAAAACAUGGUGGUUUCCAUGGCAUUGAAGCUCAUUUCAGCAUGUGAAGAAGGAUCGGGAGAGGUUGCAGUCUACUUGUAGAGUUUGUGGAUCCUUAGGGUUCGUGUUCCCGAUCAUUACCCAAGCGCUGUGUAAAAUUUUCUUUUGUGAUUUUUUUUUUUGUUUCUUUUUUUUUUUAACGGUAGUGAUGCUCUGCAGCCUGCUGAACCACGAUGCGUGCUUUUAUGGCUGGGGGGAGCCACAUGUAAAUCUUGAUUAAAUUGGGGAAUGGAGGAGGAUUCUACCUCGUUCCCGAGCGUUUAGCCAUGGCUAUUCCUGGUUUUUCUCACCAUGAUUAUUAGUUUUAUUAAUGAUGCACUCCCUCCCCUUCUUUUA
Molecule: messenger RNA, 2434 nt
Organism: Amborella trichopoda
Lineage: Eukaryota; Viridiplantae; Streptophyta; Magnoliopsida; Amborellales; Amborellaceae
Product: glycosyltransferase-like At2g41451
Biological process (GO): cellulose biosynthetic process; response to abscisic acid
Source: RefSeq, a predicted model, not a curated record